Molecule: messenger RNA, 1389 nt
Organism: Talaromyces marneffei
Lineage: Eukaryota; Fungi; Ascomycota; Eurotiomycetes; Eurotiales; Trichocomaceae
Exons: 2
Coding region: 1-1389 (462 amino acids)
Source: RefSeq, a predicted model, not a curated record
AUGGCAGGCAACGACGGAAGUAUAUACGAAGCAGGGCUUGACGCCUUCGAACUCUACCACAAAUACGAAUACCCCGAACGUCCCAAACCCAAUGUCAACUGGAAAACCGCCGCGCUGCGAGGCCCAGCCCUUCCGGCGUUGGGACACGCUGUGGCUGGCGCCGCGGGGUCAGCCGUGUCAAACAUCGCGACAUAUCCAUUGAAAUUGAUCGUAACCAGAUUACAAAUGCAAAGGCUUGCCGCACGAAAGAGGGAGUUAACAAGCGACAGCAAAGAAACAAAUAAACCAACGGGGUAUGCUAGCGUUCAAGAUGCAGCGCAAAAGAUAUAUGUAACAGAGGGCGGUAUCCGGGGUUUUUUUACCGGUGUAGGUGACGACACAUGGAAGACAAUUGCGGAUUCAUUUUUAUUCUUCCUUGCUUAUACCAUAUUACGAGAACGGAGACUCAAUUCAAAAUUGAGCAAUAACGGGAAGAAACGUGCAGUAUUGCCAAUUCUAGAUGAAUUGGCUAUUGGAAUCCUCGCAGGGGCCUUUUCAAAACUGUGGACAACGCCUCUUGCGAAUAUAGUGAUAAGGAAACAAACUGCUGCGCUUGACGAUCAGUCCCAGCCAACAUCAACGAAGGAGGUCGCUGCACGGAUCAAAGAUGAGAAGGGGUUGAUUGGGUUUUGGUCUGGAUACUCGGAGACUUUGGUCUUGACGUUGAACCCAUCGAUUACAUUUUUCUUGAACGAGCUUUUGAGGUAUUUACUGCUCCCACGACAAAAACGAAAGAAUCCUUCUGCUACAGUAACAUUCUUGCUGGCAGCCAUCAGCAGAGCCGUUGCAUCGGCCAUUACAUACCCAGUCUCACUAGCCAAGACACGCGCACAGGCAGACUCAUCCUUGAGCCAGGGCAAAAAACCAUCAAACGCUUUUGCAUGCAACUUAUUCACAAGCCUUCAAACCAUCGCAGUAGAAGAAGGCAUCGGCGCAUUAUACGACGGACUAUUCGGCGAAGUCUUCAAGGGCUUCAUCUCCCACGGCAUCACAAUGCUGACAAAGGACGCUGUCCACUCUACCAUCGUACAGAUAUACUACAUACUUUUGAUCUUAAUCAAGAAAUACCCCAGCCCCGAAGAGCUUAUCGUUCGCGCCCGCCUCCAAGCCGAAGAAUACGCCGAAGUUGCGCGCGAAGGUGCAAAGGAGAUAGCUGAGUCAGUAAAGGAUAGUGUAUCUUCAGUGACAAGCCCGAAUGUAUCGGUUGAUAUGUCCUCGAACGCGCCGCCUGAAUACUCCCCGUUUGAGGAGACGAAUGAGUUGGCGGAGAUUGUGGGUGAGUAUGUUGAGGAUGAUGCGGCGGAGUGGCGGAAUUUGUAUCAUUGGUUUUGGAAUCGGAUCAAGGGUUGA